GUGUCUAUCUACGUGACCCUCUUAACUCAUCUCCAACCAAAACAAAUAAAAAACGUACACCCAAUACGACACCGUUGGCUUUUGCCGCCGCUUCUAGACAGUAACUCCCAUCUCUAAUCCUCUACAGUCCAGUACACACUUCAUAUCCUCAGACUCUGCUUCAAUGGCUACACUAUCACCUACCCAGCUUCUCCCUCUAUCACCCCCAAUUCAUACUUCAAAUUCCCGCCAUGCCCAUUUGAGCUUCCAAUCCCUAAACCCUAACCCUAGAAUCUUCUCAUUCAAUUCCUUUGUAUCAAAUUUUAGUCCUUUACCGGCGGUUCUGAGCUCUUCUCCGACCUCCACUGAAUCCGACUCCGAUAACGAUGACGUCACUCUCCGGCGAAUUUGCGAGCCCCAUGUUCCGGACCACAUACUGUGCAGAAUGGAGGAAUUGGGAUACGUGGCGCCGACGCCGGUGCAGCGGCAGGCUCUGCCGACUCUGUUUUCCGGGCGGGACUGCAUACUUCACGCCCAGACAGGUUCUGGGAAGACGCUGACGUAUCUGCUUUUGAUAUUUGCUGUGGUGAAGACUCAGAGAUCGGCUGUGCAAGCCCUCAUUGUAGUGCCCACUAGGGAACUUGGCAUGCAAGUUACGAGGGUUGCUAGAAUGUUGGCGGCGAAGCCGAAGGAGGGGGAAUUGGAGCAGAAAGGUUGUACUGUUAUGGCUCUUUUGGAUGGAGGAAUGUUGACAAGGCACAAGAGUUGGUUGAAGGCAGAGCCACCUACAAUUGUUGUGGCGACGAUAGGGAGUUUGUGCCAAAUGCUUGAGAAGCGUAUCAUUAAGCUUGAAUCUAUGCGAGUGCUGGUGAUUGAUGAGGUUGAUUUUAUGUUUGGUUCAAAACAAGUCAGUUCUCUUCGGAAGCUUUUGACAUCAUAUUCGUCAAUCAAUAGCCGUCAGACUGUUUUUGCCAGUGCUUCCAUUCCACAGCAUAGGCGAUUUUUACAUGAUUGUAUACAACAGAAAUGGACCAAGAAUGAUGCAAUUCAUAUCCAUGUCAAUCCGGUUCAGCCCAUGCCAUCAUGUUUACACCAUAGAUUUGUGAUAAGUGGUAAAAACAGAAGGCAUGAAACCUUGUUGUCCUUAUUGCAGUCCGAUGCACUGCAGUCUGGCAUUAUUUUUGUCGGUGAGCAGUCCGAGAAGUCAAAGAAGGCUGGAAAUGCUCCACCAACAACUCUAUUAGUUGAUUUCUUGAAGGCUUCAUAUCAGGGAUGUUCAGACAUCCUCCUUUUGGAAGAAGACAUGAAUUUCAACUCACGUGCAGCUUCUCUAUCAGAACUGAGACAAGGAAGCAGCUAUCUCCUUGUGUCAACAGAUAUAGCGGCUAGAGGGGUUGACCUACCAGACACCACUCACAUAUACAACUUUGAUCUACCAAGAACUGCUGUUGAUUAUCUUCAUCGAGCUGGGAGAACAGGUAGGAAACCGUUUUCAGGCAAGAAAUGCACUGUAACCAACAUUAUAAUGUCAGAGGAGCGAUUUGUUUUGCAAAAAUAUGAAAAUGAACUGAUGUUUAACUGUGAAGAGCUAAUUGUAUAGAAUCAAUGUUAUCUCAAUUUUGUACACAA
Molecule: messenger RNA, 1608 nt
Organism: Rosa rugosa (rugosa rose)
Lineage: Eukaryota; Viridiplantae; Streptophyta; Magnoliopsida; Rosales; Rosaceae
Product: DEAD-box ATP-dependent RNA helicase 58, chloroplastic
Exons: 9
Coding region: 164-1579 (471 amino acids)
Molecular function (GO): RNA binding; ATP binding; RNA helicase activity
Source: RefSeq, a predicted model, not a curated record